AUUUGUUAAUGUCACCCAAUCAAUAAAUGAUUAUGAUGAUGAUGCGAAUGUCAUUGAAAAAUUUUUCGUUCUUGACCAAUUCAUUAAGAAUUUCUAAAAAUUCUAUCAUCAAUUAUCGUAUGAUGACGACAUCAUCAAAAUAUUUGGUUGAAGAAACUAAAUAUAAUUUUCUUCGAAAUUUGGGUAUUGAACGUACCAAUAUCGGUGUCUUUACAAACGAUUGGAAAGCUCAUGGAAAGACAAUAACAUCGAUAAAUCCAUCCGAUGGAAGGGUUAUUGCUGAAGUUGUAACAGGAAAUCUUGAUGAUUACAAUGAAGCUGUACAAGAAUCGCAAAAAGCUUGGCAACUAUGGGCAGAUAUGCCAGCACCACAGCGUGGUGAAAUUGUUCGCCAGAUUGGUAAUGCAUUACGAGAAAAGAAAACUGAUCUUGGGAAAUUAAUCUCAUUGGAAAUGGGCAAAAUCCUGAGCGAAGGUGAAGGUGAAGUUCAAGAAUAUAUUGAUAUCUGCGAUUAUGCUGUCGGAUUAUCUCGAAUGUUGAAUGGAAAAAUUAUACCAUCAGAACGUCCGAAUCAUGUACUCAUGGAAAAUUGGAAUCCAUUAGGUACUGUCGGUGUUAUUUCUGCAUUCAAUUUUCCAGUUGCCGUUUUUGGUUGGAACAAUGCCAUUUCUUUGGUCUGUGGCAAUACAACACUUUGGAAACCGGCACCAACAACAUCGUUAUGUGCGGUGGCUGUAACAAAAAUUCUGGAAAAAGUUUUUAAAAAUAACGGUCUUCAGGCAUCAUUGUGCACAUUAGUUAGCGGUGAUGUCGAUAUUGGUAAAGCUAUUGCCAAUGAUAAACGUUUGCCAUUAGUAUCAUUCACUGGCAGCUGUCAAGUUGGCCGUGAAGUAGGUGUUGCCGUACAACAAAGAUUCGGCAAACAUAUUCUUGAAUUGGGUGGUAAUAAUGCAAUUAUUGUUGAUCAUGAUGCCGAUAUCGAUAUGGUCAUUCGUGCUUCGCUGUUUGCAUGUGUAGGUACAGCCGGACAACGAUGUACAACUACAAGAAGGCUAUUUGUACAUGAAAAUAUUCAUGAUAAAAUCGUCGAACGUUUAGCCAAUGCUUAUGGUCGUGUACGUGUUGGUGAUCCAUUGGAUAAGGAUACACUUUAUGGUCCAUUACAUUCGGAACAAGCUGUUCAGAAUUAUGAAAAAACAAUCAAAACUGCAAUUGAAUCGGGUGGAAAAAUCAUCCACGGUGGAAAACGUAUGAAUCGAUCAGGUUUCUAUGUUGAACCGACAAUCAUCACUGGAUUAUCACAUGAUUCACCAACGGUCCAUACAGAAACAUUUGCUCCAAUUGUUUAUAUCAUACCGUUUAAACAAUUAAACGAUGCAAUCGCUUGGAAUAAUGAAGUUGAACAAGGACUUUCGAGUAGCAUUUUUACCUCGAAUCUUAGCAGCAUAUUCAAGUGGACCGGACCAAAAGGUUCUGAUUGUGGUAUCGUCAACGUUAAUAUUCCCACAAAUGGUGCCGAAAUCGGUGGAGCAUUUGGUGGUGAAAAAGCAACUGGAGGUGGAAGAGAAUCUGGUUCAGAUUCAUGGAAACAAUAUAUGCGAAGGUCAACAUGUACAAUCAAUUAUUCCAAAGAAUUACCAUUGGCACAGGGAAUUAAAUUUGAAUAAAAAGAAUUGUAUUUUUU
This is a messenger RNA of Dermatophagoides pteronyssinus (European house dust mite), 1684 nucleotides long. RefSeq names its product aldehyde dehydrogenase 7 family member A1 (gene Aldh7A1). The record is from RefSeq and is a predicted model, not a curated record. Gene Ontology annotation, molecular function: aldehyde dehydrogenase (NAD+) activity. NCBI's taxonomy places the organism in Eukaryota, Metazoa, Arthropoda, Arachnida, Sarcoptiformes, Pyroglyphidae.